Molecule: messenger RNA, 1770 nt
Organism: Hyaloscypha bicolor E
Lineage: Eukaryota; Fungi; Ascomycota; Leotiomycetes; Helotiales; Hyaloscyphaceae
Product: FAD-binding domain-containing protein
Exons: 5
Coding region: 95-1645 (516 amino acids)
Molecular function (GO): FAD binding; oxidoreductase activity
Source: RefSeq, a predicted model, not a curated record
GGAGCAAUGGUCGAAAAGUUAGAGGGAACCAAAAAAGAGUGACAUUACAUCUGUUGAAGACAUCACGAAACUGCUAGAAAAUUUAAUUUGAAGAAUGGUGCGUCUGCUGUCUUUCACUGCAGGGUGCCUUGUGCUCCUGCAUGCACUCGUGGCCGGCUCUCCCCUGCAUACCGAAUUACCUCGUUACUUCCAAGCAAAUCCUCUCACACGUCGGAACCUGAUGGUCAAUACUGUCGAAAACGAAUUGGGUCCUCACCUAUCGAAAGGAUCUCUGAUCUUCGGAUCGUCAAACGCUGCAUAUGCCAACCUAACCUCGUAUUGGAUCACUUACAUACAACCAGAUUUCGAGGUCAUAGUGGAGGUGGCAGCAGAAUCUGAUAUUUCCAAAGUUGUUCGAUAUUGCAGUGACAACAGCAUCGACUUCCUCGUGAGGAAUCGCGGCCAUGGAAUUACCUCGAGUCUGAAUAGCUUCAAGGGUUUGCAGAUCAGCAUGGACAAGCUACAGGGGCUCCAAAUUGAUGCUGCUUCGCAAACAGUCUUACUCCAGGGUGGAGUAUAUGCCGGUCCAGUCAUCGCAGAUCUGUGGGACAAUGGCUGGGUAACCAGUACCGGUGCUGCCUACUGUGUAGGUUUGGUGGGGUUAAGUCUUGGCGGUGGCCAUGGGCGUCUUGAGGGUCUUCAUGGACUCGUUGCAGAUGGCAUUGUGCACUUCAACCUCGUCUUGGCGAACGGUAAUGAGAUUGGAGUUAACGCAACAAGCAAUGCAGAUCUGUUCUGGGCCUUGAAAGGAGCUGGUCACAACUUUGGUGUUGUGACGAGCUACAGAGCCAAGAUCUAUCCAAAGUCUACCCAGACAUGGCAUUACCAUUCUUAUGUCUGGACUGGGGAUAAACUGGAGGCUGUCUUUGAGGCGCUGAAUGAUCUCCACACCAAAGAUAACGGCACAACGCCUGUUUUGAUGAGCUUCGAGACUGGCAUCAUUGCCAUAGAUCUUUCCAUCAGUGACACCGAGCCUGUUCUUAGCUGGUCGUUUGCCUACAAUGGACCGGCAGCAGAUGCUGAAGCCCUCCUUGAACCCUUCAACGCAAUCGGCGCCGCCUCCGAGAAUGUGCAAGAUGUGCCAUAUCCUGACAUUGCCCUUCUUCAAGGCACAGGCGAGCAAAACGGAACAUGUAGCGACGGACCUUACAUUCACUCCACUGAUCUUCUGAUCAAGUACAAUGUAACGGCGCAGCGACAGCUCUACAACCAGUUCGUGCAGAAAAUCACCCAGUACCCCGAUCUCAAAUUCUCUGCUCGUUACGCACACGAAGGGUACUCGAACAAGGCCGUUCAGGCAAUCCCAUCUGACUCUACCGCAUAUCCCCACCGCGAAUCUAACAUUAUCGUAUACUUCCUAGCCGCCGCAGCGCCAGGAUCAUCUGAUCAAGCACCAGCAAAGACCUGGGCCCAAGAGGCACGAGCACUCUGGAUAGGGAAUGAUAAACCACAGACGUAUGUCAAUUAUGCGUCAGGAAAUUCAUACGAAAGCCUACAGUCUGUAUAUGGGUAUGAGCCGUGGCGUUUGAACCGGCUACGUGGGUUGAAGGCGAAAUAUGAUCCGCAUAAUAGGUUCCGCUACUAUGAACCUAUUAUUUCCAAUUGAGCCAUCCUGGAGGAUUGGCGAUGAAAGAAGGCAGUAAGAAGGUGGAGAGUUGGCACACAAAUUAGACUUUUUUGCAUUCAGAAUGCUUCGUAUUUAGAAUGUAUUUUGAUGAUUUUGAACCUUAC